GAAGAAGAGCGCAAGCGACAUUAGACAGUGCUGAUCGGAAAAGCUCCCCAUUGUUUCUACAGCUGACUGAAAGACAGGGUUGAAGAACAGAGAAGCGAUGGCUACACAGACGCAACUUGUAUCAGCGUGUGCUGUAUCCUUUGUCACUGGCAUCAUCCUUUCUAACUGGUUGCCAAUUGGGUCCCAUCGCCAGAGGCAUCGCAGGGCAAGGAACCGCAAGAAGGGGACGUCCGCAACGACGAGUGGCUCUUCGACGUCUACGACGCCGACGUCUGAGACCUCUGAGAACUCGGACGACGAUGAAGGAAGCGUGUAUUCGUCUGAUUUGGAAGAGUCUGAAGAGGAAGACUUCCAAGUGGACUCCAGUGCACUCAACGAUAUACCUGGUGAGACCAGAAUGGCACUCAUCGUCAGAACAGAUCUGGGAAUGGGUAAAGGUAAGGCAGCAGCACAGUGUGCACAUGCUGCGCUUGGCUGCUACAGACUGAUGGAGCUGGACGGUGCCGAAUCUCAGAACUUAACCAUGCUGAAAAGAUGGGAAAGAACCGGGCAGGCGAAGAUUACACUCCAGGUCAAGAGCAAAGAAGAUAUGGAUCUGCUCUAUGCAAGGGCAAUAAGUUUGAACAUCAACGCCUAUAUAGUCCACGACGCUGGAAGAACACAGAUCGAAGCUGGAUCAGCUACAGUUCUUGGGUUGGGCCCAGCACCAAAGGUUGUCAUGGAUCAAGUCACUGGCGAGUUGAAAUUGUACUAGUAACAGUUUACCAUAUUCAUCAUCUCCACAGCUUUUCCUCUAUAACCCUUGUGUCUUGGACCACCACUCUUAAAUACUUGGACCUACAAAUAGCAUAUAUCCCCAUUAUUGCCUUUUUAU
Molecule: messenger RNA, 874 nt
Organism: Williopsis jadinii
Lineage: Eukaryota; Fungi; Ascomycota; Saccharomycetes; Phaffomycetales; Wickerhamomycetaceae
Gene: PTH2
Product: aminoacyl-tRNA hydrolase
Exons: 1
Coding region: 98-754 (218 amino acids)
Cellular component (GO): mitochondrion; cytosol
Molecular function (GO): peptidyl-tRNA hydrolase activity
Source: RefSeq, a predicted model, not a curated record